Molecule: messenger RNA, 1254 nt
Organism: Eruca vesicaria subsp. sativa (arugula)
Lineage: Eukaryota; Viridiplantae; Streptophyta; Magnoliopsida; Brassicales; Brassicaceae
Source: the annotation of a GenBank genome assembly
AUGAUCGAACUCUCUAGAUUCCUUAAUACCUCAGCCUGGAAUCUUUCUGGUUCUGAGAGGAAUCCAUGUUUAUGGGACGGUGUUGUUUGCAGCCGACCAGACAAUAUCUCUACACUGGAGUCUCUUGAUGUCUCUAACAACAGCUUGAGCUCAAUCCCCAAUGGAUUCAUGACAAAUUGCGGAACACUAGUUGGGUUGAAGCAGCUGAACUUAAGCAGGAACCAACUUCUUGAUAUCUCUCACAAUAGGUUGAGUGGGAACUUUAGGGACUAUGGUUUUGAUGCUUUGGUUCAGUUGACAAACCUGUCUCUCAACUUCAACAAGCUAGCUAGUCCUGUUCCGACCAAUUUGGCCAAAAGUCUGGUGAAUCUCGAGGUUUCAGAUAAUUUACUGAGCGGAAGUAUCCCUGAGGGCAUCGAAGAUUAUCAAGAGCUAAGGUUGAUUGAUCUCAGUGAUAAUCACCUUAAUAGUCGACUCCCCAGUUCCUUGGGAAACCUCUCCAAGUUAGAAAGUUUACUUCUAUCCAACAACCAUCUUAAUGGAAAAUUUCCAGAAUCACUUUCAAAAAUCCAAACCUUGAGUAGAUUUGCUGUGAACCGUAGCAAUUUCACCCGAACCAUUCCACCAGGGAUCACAAAACACCUUGAGAACUUAGACCUGAGCUUCAACCUUCUAAACGGGUCAAUUCCAGCUGACUUGUUGUCGCAGCCUAAACUUGUCUCUGUGGAUUUGUCAUAUAAUCAUUUUGUUGGAUGGUUACCGCAAAGCCUUUCGAAUAGCCUAGUUAGGCUGAGACUAGGAAGCAAUAAGCUAACAGGGUUUGUGCCUUCAGCUGCAAUUGAAUCACUGCAGAACCUAACCUAUCUGGAGAUGGACAACAACAAAUUAACCGACCACAUACCUCCUGCAUUUGGAAACCUUCUGAGUUUGAAUCUCCUUAACUUGGAAAUGAACGAGUUCACCGGAAUUUUACCUCCUGCACUUGGAAACAUCGCCUCACUACAAGUGAUGAAGCUGCAGCAGAACAAGCUUACCGGAGAAAUCCCAGAUGAGAUCGGAUUGUUAAGUAAACUCUUGAUUCUUGACAUCAGCUGGAAUGCUCUAAGCGGAUCUAUACCGUCUUCUUUUUCGAACUUAGCGGAGCUUUCCAACAUGAAGUUACUAGGAAAUAAUCUAAGUGGCACUAUACCUGACAGCAUUGCAGAUCUGAAUAGUUCUGUUCAUAGCACUCAAGCUUGGUCAAAACCAGCUUAG